AUGGAUUCUAUAUAUGAUUUUACGAUUUGUAGCUCUCCAGUAAAACAACUAUCUCCAAUUCAAAAGGAUCUGAUUAGAUCUAAAAUUAUUAAAGAAACUCCACAAAGAUUUUAUUCGAACCAAAAUAUUUUUAAUAAACAAUUAAAUGUUUUAACAAAUUCAUAUUCAAUCGAUAAUAACAACACUAUCCAUGAAAAUUAUCAUAAUAAAUUUAAACAAAAUAAAAAUAUCUAUCAUAAUACCCAUAGAAAGACUACUACUAAUCGUAAUGAUCAAAACACAUCGAUUUUUAUUGAGAAUCCAAUCUUAAACAAAUUUAUUGAUAAGUCGAUUAAUAAAGAAUUUGAAUUUCAUAAGUUAAUUAUUAAUAUUAUUUCAUUAUUUAUAAUAACUUUAUUUAUUAAGGUCUUUAAAUUGGUUUAUCAUAUUUUUAAUAAUCAUAAUAUUAGUAGUAACAUAUUCUUUUAUUAUUUUAAUUAUAAUACCACUAAUAACGAUAAUUUGAAUACUUUGAAUUUUUAUCUGAUUAAACUCAUUAAACUGUUUCAAAUGUUAUUUAAUAAUAUCGAUAAUAUCAAAUAUUUAAUUAAUUCAAUUAUAUCUUUUAAUAUUAUGGUUUCAUUAAUAAAAUUAUUAUCAUAUUCAAAAACUAGCAGUAAUGAUAGAAAUAGUAGUAAUAACUAUAAUAAUAAUAAUAAUAAUAAUAAUAAUUUCAAUACUUCUAAUAUUAAGUCAUACAAUCUUUCCGAUAGACAAAAAGAUUUGCUAGGUUUAAAUCAGGAUGAAGCAUGUAAUAAUUAUAAGAAUAGUAAUCAAUCUUUAAUGAAGAAACCGUACGAAGUUCAAUUAAAUAAUAACUUGCUACCUAGUCAUAAUAACAAUAAGAUUAAUAGAGUUACUGAAGAUUCGGAGAGUCAGGGAAAUAACCUAGUUCCAAAAACACCAUAUAUAUUUAAAUCUUUGAGGACUCCAUUAAAAAAGGAUCUUCAAUUACAAUCUCAACAAGAUAAUAAAUUUAUUCAAUCUACAUUUAGCAAUCAUUUAAAAGACAAUACCAAUAGCACAUUUAAUGUUACUAAUACUACUACGACUAAUAAUAGCAAUAAUCUCAACACUUUUACUACUAUGGAAACUCCAACAUUGUCCAAUAACAAAAAAAUCGGUUAUAUUCCCAGUAAUAAAUAUGCAUAUUUAAUGGAUUCACCUAGUCCAAUAAAAAAAAAUUAUAGAUAA
Messenger RNA from Arxiozyma heterogenica, 1233 nucleotides. RefSeq names its product Pom34p (gene POM34). The record is from RefSeq and is a predicted model, not a curated record. The coding region runs from base 1 to 1233 and encodes 410 amino acids. Gene Ontology annotation, biological process: spindle pole body duplication; protein import into nucleus. Gene Ontology annotation, cellular component: nuclear pore transmembrane ring; nuclear outer membrane. The transcript has a single exon. Lineage: Eukaryota; Fungi; Ascomycota; Saccharomycetes; Saccharomycetales; Saccharomycetaceae.